Messenger RNA from Lethenteron reissneri (Far Eastern brook lamprey), 2661 nucleotides. It is a transcript of the gene APTX, whose product is annotated as aprataxin. Gene Ontology annotation, biological process: single strand break repair. Gene Ontology annotation, molecular function: double-stranded RNA binding; protein binding; DNA 5'-adenosine monophosphate hydrolase activity. NCBI's taxonomy places the organism in Eukaryota, Metazoa, Chordata, Hyperoartia, Petromyzontiformes, Petromyzontidae. The record is from RefSeq and is a predicted model, not a curated record. Gene Ontology annotation, cellular component: nucleus.
AAAUUUAUCACACGCACAAAUUUGCGGACGUAUUGGCCGCAACUCGGAGGCGCGGAGCCGAGCUCAGAGUCGCUCGAAAGCGUGGUUAUAGAGGUGAGUUUUUAAGUCUCUCUUGAAGGAGGCGAUUGAGGUGAUUCUGCGAAUGUACAGAGGGAUAGCGUUCCAGACUGUUGGGGCUGCCACAGAGAAGCGGCGCAUAGACGUGAUGACCAUCCUGGAUCUUGGUAUCAAGAGGAGGUCGUGAAUCGCGCUGCGCAGGCAUCUGCCGUGUGCUGCGCUGCAAGUUGUCAAUAAUGAAGAAAGUUUCAGUGCAGGCAAUUUACUCCAAAAGAGUGGUGCUUAUUAAACAGCUGGGCGUGAAUCCGACGAGCAUCGAGACGGUCGAGCUGGGCCACCACGGCGAGGCCGAACUUCGGCCCGGGCAGACGCUGCACGUCGUCAACGCCUCCUACCCGAUGCAUGUCGAGUUCCGCGGUCCGGCCUCCCCCCCGCCCUCCACCCUGGCCUCCACUUCGGCCUCCGCCUCAGCCCCGUCCCCGACCACGUCGCCAUCAGGGCGACCGUCCCAUGUUCCCAAGCGUGCCUGGCACUCCCCGUCGGGGUCGGACAGCCAGGCGGGAUCCAUCAGGAAGUUCCUGAAAUUCGUCGGCGGGAAGGACCACGCGAAGGACAACUCCCCGAGCGUGUCGCCAACCAAGGGGAACGCGCAGAAGAGUCCGACCGGCCAGCGGGGUCAGCCGGCCCACUGGAGUCAGAGCUUGAGGGACGCCAUGGAUGACCCGAGCGUGCAGAUCUUCCGCGAUGAGCAGGUGGUGGUGAUCCUCGACAAGUUCCCCAAGGCGCGCCACCACUGGCUCGUGCUGCCCUGGCGGUUCGUGGCGAACGUGAGCGUGCUGCGCGCCGACCACCUGCCGCUGCUGCGCCACAUGCACGACGUGGCCGAGAGGCUGUCCCGCCAGGUGCAGCCGUUGGGCGCGGCGACGGCGCCGCCAACGUUCCGCCUGGGGUACCACGCCAUCCCCAGCAUGAGCCGCAUUCACAUGCACGUCAUCAGCCAGGACUUCGACUCGCCGAGGUUGAAAACUAAGAAGCACUGGAACUCUUUCACCACGGGUUACUUCAUCGACUCGGAGGUCGUGAUGCGCAUGGUGGAGGAGGACGGGCGUGUGGUGAUACCCGAAGACACGGCGGAGCUGCUGAAGAAGCCCCUGCAGUGCCACAUGUGCCACCGCGACAUCUCCACCAUCCCCAAACUCAAGGAGCACCUGGGCACACACAAGCUGUAAGCGGCUCUCUACGACGGGAACGAACCGGGGCGCCGCCGUUGCUCGUCGACAGCCAACGGACGCGUCACCGGGCGGGACCGGUUCUCGGGAGGAGUAGGCGUUGCCGGUGCUAAAGAAACGGUCGUGGGAUGCCUAUCGCUGACGAGAAUCGCUCGUACGAUCCGAAUCGUGAUGAGGAUCGAUAAAACCUCUUAGGUGAAGUUAGGUGAAUAGGUUUGUGCUGCCCGUCGUGUGAUGGGUCACAAGGCAGUGGAAACUAUGAGUUGUCUAAAAUCGCCUUUUGUCCACACGGCGGUUAGUCGAUCGCCGGGUCAGCUAACUGCGCUGGUUGCGUGUGGUGGUGGGGUAAAGUGUGGGGGCUAACCAUCCCUUCCAAGAUGUCUGGCCAGCAUGGAAGAGUAGGCCAAAUACCCUCUAGAGGGGCUCUCUAGAGGGUCCUCUGGUGGAGAUUCACCCACCAGCAGUGGAAUCCGCAAGCUAUUGCAGGGCUGCACUUUUACCUUUUUAAGAUGAAUAGUUAAUCAUGUACAACCCCAUGUCAAACCAGUGAUGAUUGAAAGCGUGUCAAUGCUGUGUCAGUCAUGGGGAUUGUUUGACCACACUUUACCAUGCUGGUCAGCGUACGUUGGUGAAACGAGGGGGUCCAGGACCAAUAAAGAUAAAGCCAUGGCUGGAAAUCGAAGUCAGGUUCUCACCCGAUUGUUGAUCGUGCAGUCCUCGAAUCACUGCGCCACCCAUCGAACCCUAGAUGGAACGGUAAGGUGACCUUUAUUUAAUCCAGGUGAGGGCCUAUUGAGACAAUGAUUCACAGAGACCUGGACCAUAAAAGUACAACAAAACAUGUGAAAAAAGACGUGCGUAUGUUUGUUGAACUUAUUUGGCACCCGUAUGUAGCCAACUGUGCUAAUGGGACGUGCGGUGGAAGGAUAAACUAAACGAAAAGAAAAGAUAACGUGAAUGUAGCAGUGAAACAAAUGUGAAAUAGUUUAUAAUAUUUCAAUGAAGUCCAAAUGAAGAUGGAAUUUACUCCAUGAAACAGCCCUCAUUUGAAAUCGAUGUGUUUCAGGCCGUCUGGCACCAGCUUAAAAUCUUUUGCUCGAAGAGGAAUUCUGGUCUUGGUGAAUCCGAAUCGUUAUUUAGACUGAGGAGGAAUCCGAUGAGCUAUGAAUCUAUUUUCCGCAUGUCCGGUAGGGGGCAGGUAGUGAAGACACCCCCACCCCUAACGCUACUGUCGCCACCCACGCACGACCACCUUCUGUGCAUACUCCCCGUUUCCACAACCCACGCCAAGACAGAGAGACGAGACAAAGGUCUCCCAUAUAUCUUCUUGGUUCUUUCGGUAAAGUCACGUAGAAUGGAAAUAAUAAAAUAAUAA